UGUGUGGCGCAGACUGGCACUACGUCGCGCCGCCGGACUACGGGCCCUCCGGACGUCCACCCCGCCUUGAACUUGCAGGCCACACAGACCCCCCCUCGCCCUACGUCCUGGAGGGGCAGCUUCACCCCUUCGAGCCGAGAAGUCGGCUCCCCUCGGGCGCCCGCUUCGAGUUCGAGGGAGCUCAGCUUAGCCGAGCCCCCGUCGUCGUCGGGGGAGCGGACUUCGAGCUCGAGGGGACUCAGUUCCCCCCGAGAGCUCAGUUCGAGUUCGAGAGGACUCUCGAGCCCAGCCCGCAGCACUUCGAGUUGGGCGGGGAGCGCCGGGGGCGCGGGGGAGCGGCUCCGGAGACAGAGCGCCGCGGCCGGAGGCAUCCCCGAGUUCGACCGCAACAAGGUCAGCCUCGACAUCCCGGGGAGCCUGUUCGGCCCCUCCGUGUCGCUCCUCAUCCGCACCACUAAGGUCAUCGGCGACGUCAUACAGAACUCAGCGGUGCGCUACCAGACGUUCCUGAGGCUGUUCCGGCCCCUCUUCCGCGGCCCCUUCGAGAUCAAGGGCCUGGACCCGCCCACCACCACCACCACUACCACUACCACCACCACCACCACCACCGCGCCGCCGCAGGACAACGAGGUGCGGCGCCGGCGACAUCUAUAGCCGGCACCAGCUCAUCCUAGCCUAAGUCUAUUAGUCAAUUGUUAUAGUGGUGUUAUGGUGAGGACUAAGGUUCGAGCUUCUCGUGGUGUAUGUGGGGGGAACGGGGUCCUCCGAGCGAGUGGCGACACGCUAACU
Molecule: messenger RNA, 789 nt
Organism: Aricia agestis (brown argus)
Lineage: Eukaryota; Metazoa; Arthropoda; Insecta; Lepidoptera; Lycaenidae
Exons: 2
Source: RefSeq, a predicted model, not a curated record